This is a messenger RNA of Sciurus carolinensis (gray squirrel), 2249 nucleotides long. RefSeq names its product heat shock transcription factor 1 (gene Hsf1). The coding region runs from base 184 to 1860 and encodes 558 amino acids. Gene Ontology annotation, biological process: regulation of DNA-templated transcription. NCBI's taxonomy places the organism in Eukaryota, Metazoa, Chordata, Mammalia, Rodentia, Sciuridae. Gene Ontology annotation, molecular function: DNA-binding transcription factor activity; sequence-specific DNA binding. The transcript is spliced from 14 exons. The record is from RefSeq and is a predicted model, not a curated record.
CGCGCGGGCGGGGCGCCUGCGGGAGCGCGUCCGUCACAAGAUGGCGGCGGCCAUGCGAGGCUCCAGGAUAGUGUGUGCGCAGCGGGCGGCGGUGCGGCCCGGGGGACAGACGCGGCGACGGCGCUAACGCUGCCUCGGCCCCUCUUCGUGGCCGCCACUUCUGCCUCCGCCGCCUCGCACAAGAUGGAUCUGCCCAUGGGCCCCGGCGCGGCGGGGCCCAGCAACGUCCCGGCCUUCCUGACCAAGCUCUGGACCCUCGUGAGCGACCCGGACACCGACGCACUCAUCUGCUGGAGCCCGAGUGGGAACAGCUUCCAUGUGUUUGACCAAGGCCAGUUCGCCAAGGAGGUGCUGCCCAAGUACUUCAAGCACAACAACAUGGCCAGCUUCGUGCGGCAGCUCAACAUGUACGGCUUCCGGAAGGUGGUCCACAUUGAGCAGGGAGGCCUGGUCAAACCUGAGAGGGAUGACACUGAGUUCCAGCACCCAUGCUUCCUGCGUGGCCAGGAGCAGCUCCUUGAGAACAUCAAGAGGAAAGUGACCAGCGUGUCCACACUGAAGAGUGAAGACAUAAAGAUCCGACAGGAUAGCGUCACCAAGCUACUGACAGAUGUGCAACUGAUGAAAGGGAAGCAAGAGUGCAUGGACUCCAAGCUCCUGGCCAUGAAGCAUGAGAAUGAAGCCCUGUGGCGAGAGGUGGCCAGCCUGCGGCAGAAGCAUGCCCAACAACAGAAAGUCGUCAACAAGCUCAUUCAGUUCCUGAUCUCGCUGGUGCAGUCGAACCGGAUCCUGGGGGUGAAGAGAAAGAUCCCGCUGAUGUUGAGUGACAGCAGCUCAGCACACUCAGUGCCCAAGUAUGGCAGACAGUACUCCCUGGAGCAUGUGCAUGGUCCAGGCCCAUACUCGCCCCUGCUUCUGUUGCAGGCUCCAUCUCCAGCCUACAGCAGCUCCAGUCUCUAUACCCCAGAUGUUGUUACCAGCUCUGGACCUAUAAUCUCCGACAUCACUGAGCUUGCUCCCACCAGCCCUUUGGCCUCCCCAGGCAGGAGCAGAGAUGAGAGGCCCCUGUCCGGCAGCCCCCUGGUUCGUGUCAAGGAGGAACCCCCCAGUCCACCUCGGAGCCCCCGGGUGGAGGAGGCGAGUCCCAGGCAUCCGUCCUCUGUGGACACCCCCUUGUCCCCGACUGCCCUCAUCGACUCCAUCCUGCGGGAGAGUGAGCCUGCCCCUGCCUCAGCCACAGCCCCCACUGAUGCUGGAGGCCGCGCCCCCUCAUCCCCACCCACCUCGGCCCCCGAGAAGUGCCUCAGCGUAGCCUGCUUGGACAAUUUGGCUCGCGCUCCACAGAUGUCUGGGGUUGCCCGCCUCUUCCCCUGCCCCUCCUCUUCCUUUCUGCAUGGCCGAGUCCAGCCAGGGAAUGAGCUCAGUGACCACUUGGAUGCUAUGGACUCCAACCUGGACAACCUGCAGACCAUGCUGACCAGCCAUGGCUUCAGCGUGGAUACCAGCGCCCUGCUGGACCUGUUCAGCCCCUCCGUGACCAUGCCCGACAUGAGCCUGCCUGACCUUGACAGCAGCCUGGCCAGCAUACAGGAGCUCCUGUCUCCCCAGGAGCCCCCCAGGCCUCUUGAGGCAGAGAACAACAGCCCUGACUCAGGGAAGCAGCUGGUGCAGUACACAGCACAGCCUCUGUUCCUGCUGGACCCGGACGCUGUGGACACGGGGAGCAGUGACCUACCUGUGCUCUUCGAGCUAGGGGAGGGCUCCUACUUCUCCGAGGGAGACGACUACACAGAUGAUCCCACCAUUUCCCUGCUGACGGGCUCUGAGCCCCCCAAAGCCAAGGACCCUACUGUCUCUUAGAGAUCCCAGGAGGAACUGGGCUGGCCUUUGGCCUGCUUCUACCCCAAGGACAGGUUUUGGGGAGGCAGGACACACACGUGGUCCUGGGCACCCUGGGUCAGCUUCAAUAGCCCCAUUUGGGAAGAGGGGCUCAGGGCUGAACAGCACCUCCAGUCCAGCGUGAGGGCCCUUGGGCCUGCACACCUGCUGCCUUCGCCCAGCCCCGCAUCCCCAAGGCUUGGUUGGGGCUUCACAACCACGCUUGGACUGAUUCUGCAGGUUCAUAGAAUUGUAUUUUGGAUUUUUACAAGAGGGUUCCCCUCUCCCCUUCACAGAGAAAUAUAUACACACAGAUGGACAGACAGACGGACAGACAAGACGAGCAGAGAUCUAUAAACUGACAAGCUCUA